AUCUCAUGAUUUGGUGAUCUGGGGUCUUCUCAAUUAUUUUUUUUUCCCUUCUCUCUCAACUGUUUGUCUGGCAUCGAUUUACUACUUGAUAGUAGUAGUGGUUGUAGGAGUGUUUUAGGUGAUUUAACCCUCCUAGUCCCUUUUUGAAGAGCUUGAGCAUGAAGUGAAAGAAGAUGAUAUUUUUUGACCACAUAUCAGAUAAAGCCAACAAGACCACCCUAGAGAAUUUCUGUAGACAAUAAUAAAGCAAAGUUUGAAGAGGGAAAAAAAAUGCCCCUCUGGAGGAGUAGACUAGUUCGUCCUCUCUUCUUCUUUUUCACCCCCUUUUUCACAUGUGUGUACUCAGAUGUAGUGUCCUUUGAAGAGUGCUUGUCAUUGCAGUCAUUUUGAGAGCCUUCGAGGGUUUUUCUUUCUCCCUUGUCAUUCUAGUUCUGUUCUUUGUUGGUUUGUUCCGGUGAAAGAAGAAGAGAGAGAGGGUUUCAAAAAUGCCGAUGUUUCAGCCUUCCAAGAGGGACAUGGUAGGUGGGUACGAGGGUGGAGGGGACGGGCAGAUUCUAGAUCUGGACACUGCCGUGAAGGACGGUGUGUUGGGGGGAGGCGUUGGCGUUGGCGUUGGCGUUGUGGGAGGCAUGGCAUGCGAGAAAUUGGAUCUGGGGAAGAUGAUUGAGGAGCUGGACUUGUCGGAGGUACCAAGCGUGUUCAUAUGCCCAAUCUCUCUGGAAGCAAUGCAAGACCCCGUGACACUCUGCACCGGCCAAACUUACGAGCGCUCCAACAUCCUCAAAUGGUUCAACCUGGGUCACUUGACCUGCCCCACUACGAUGCAGGAGCUUUGGGAUGAUUCCGUUACCCCCAACACCACCCUCUACCGCCUCAUAUACACUUGGUUCUCUCAGAAGUACCUUCUCAUGAAGAAGAGGUCGGAGGAUGUUCAGGGUAGGGCUUCCGAGCUUCUUGACACGCUCAAGAAGGUCAAGGGUCAGGCUCGCGUCAUGGCUCUCAAGGAGCUUCACCAGGUUGUUGCUGCUCACGCCACUGCCCGCAAGACGCUUCUCGAUGAAGGUGGUGUCUCUGUAAUGUCUUCUUUGCUUGGACCUUUUACUUCCCAUGCUGUUGGCUCUGAGGUUAUUGGUAUUCUUGUUUGCUUGACUCUUGAUUCCGAUUCCAAGAAGAAUCUUAUGCAGCCUGCCAAGGUUUCUUUGAUGGUGGAUAUCCUCAACGAGGGCUCUAUUGAGACCAAGAUUAAUUGUACUAGGUUGAUUGAGUCAUUGAUUGACGACAAGGAUCUUAGGUCCGAGCUUAUCUCCAGCCAUAGCUUGUUGGUUGGCUUGAUGAGGCUUGUAAAGGAUAAGAGGCACACCAAUGGAAUCUGCCCUGGCUUGAGCCUUUUAAGAGCAAUUUGCUCCCACAAAGACAUUCGGCAUUUGCUUGUAAGCAUCGGUGCUGUUUCGCAAUUGGUUGAAUUGUUGUCUGCUUUGGAGCCUGAUUGUUUGGAAUUGGCACUUUCUAUUUUGGAUUCCUUGGCAUCUAUACCCGAAGGCAGGCUCGCUUUGAAGAAUUGUUCUAAUACCAUACCAAUCAUGGUCAAAUUGUUGAUGAGGAUCUCGGAGAAUUGCACGCAGUAUGCGUUGUCCAUCUUGUGGUCUGUCUGCAAGCUUGCACCGGAGGAGUGCUCGUCCGUUGCCGUGGAUGCAGGGCUUGCUGCCAAACUCCUCCUUGUGAUUCAGAGUGGUUGCAAUCCUCUAUUGAAACAACAGUCUGCUGAGCUUUUGAAGCUGUGCAGUUUGAAUUAUUCGGAUACAAUCUUCAUUUCCAAGUGCAAGCUUACAAGAACCAUCCUAUAAUUGAGGACUUGGCUGGCUUUGUAAAUUCAUGGGGUGGCAAAGACAAAGUGAAGAAAGAUCAGCAGCUUGUGUUCAGAGAAAGCAAAGUCUCUAAUAAACCCCAACACAUGGACCAUGGGUUUGAGGUGCGAGUCUCUCCUGUAUAUACCCGUUAGUAUUUUGAUUCCAACAAUUUAUUUGGUGAAUGAAAGAGAAUGAAUCAUAAUGUGGACAUUGGCAAAACCCUUGCUUGGGUUGGGUGAGUGAUUAAGUUUGCUUGCACUGCGGGUUUGUUUUUGGCCAGUGUUUAUUCCAAUAAAAGCCCCAAUCAAGAAGAGACUGGGAAAUUCUUUAUAAAUACCGCUAUGGGGGUAACAUGGAUGUAGAAGUGAAAGUGAAAGUGAUGUGGUUGUUGGAUAAAGAUACUUGUUAGGACUUAGGAGAGUGAUGAUGAUCACAUAGAGAUGAAUGAUGGAGCUUGCAAUUUCAAUUGUAAUUGUUGAGGAGUUGCUUUGCUCCAUGCCUUACUUUUCCUUGUAUCUUCUUCCUCUUUUUUAGAGGCCUCCAAUUUUCCAUUAAAAAAAAAAAGGAAUACUGGGAAUUUUGCUUUUGAUCUCAAAAACAUGUGUAGAGAGCGACUGGAGAGCCUUCUAUGACUGUCAAAUUUUUAUGUGUACAAUGGGAAACAAUCAUUUCUUUCAUUUUUCAUUCAUUUACUAUCCUGCAGCAACUUGUUCAAAAUGCAAAAUUGUGGUAUUUGGUUCGAUCCAAUUAAAUUCUUUGAUAUCAAUUGUUAGUAGUUUUCCUUUUUGCUGCUGCUGAAAUGACCUAUGAGGAGGGAGGGAACAGAGUGAAAGAAGGAGAUAGAUGGCAGGUGUGUGUGUGUGUGUGUACCUUUCAGCAGAUGUGGUUGAGUUCACAGUAUUUAUGGAUGAGUAGACGGUCCAGGUGGGUGUAAUACUUUUUUCCUCUUAUCCUUUUGUGGUAGAAUUUGAGGACAAGACCUCUUAUGUUUACUACUCACUGAAAUCACUGGCUGAAUUGCAAAACAAAGAAAAGCA
Molecule: messenger RNA, 2884 nt
Organism: Arachis stenosperma
Lineage: Eukaryota; Viridiplantae; Streptophyta; Magnoliopsida; Fabales; Fabaceae
Product: U-box domain-containing protein 30-like
Exons: 2
Coding region: 486-1844 (452 amino acids)
Biological process (GO): protein ubiquitination
Molecular function (GO): ubiquitin protein ligase activity
Source: RefSeq, a predicted model, not a curated record